Molecule: messenger RNA, 1057 nt
Organism: Metschnikowia bicuspidata var. bicuspidata NRRL YB-4993
Lineage: Eukaryota; Fungi; Ascomycota; Pichiomycetes; Serinales; Metschnikowiaceae
Product: PR-1-like protein
Exons: 1
Coding region: 134-940 (268 amino acids)
Cellular component (GO): extracellular region
Source: RefSeq, a predicted model, not a curated record
CACGAAUAUUCAGCAUCAAUCACAAACCAUCCUUUUCUAUUAAACAAAUAAUACAUUUCUCUUUGGCCCAUCCUUCGAAGAUAUACUCACAAUGAAAUUCCUUUCAACUGCAGGCCAUUUGAGUCUUUUAACAAUGGCUGCGGCUAAAACAGUAUCCAUUACCAGAUAUCAUUAUGUGACGGUUGAUAUGAGCGGGAAUAUUAUUGGAUCUUCUAUUGUCCUCUCUCAGCAAAGCCAGAGCACUGCUCCUGUUACUGUAUCUGCUUUUGAUGAUGUGGCUGCUGUAGGAGCCACCACCGCCACAACUGUUGAAACAUACUCACCAUCUCUCGUCAAUCUUGGGUUUGACCUCGAAGAAACAACAAUUGUUACGUCUCCCACUGUAUCUACAAUUGCAACAAGCCAAACCAAUUCGGAUGCCGCCAUAGAAACAAAUCAGCAAGCUACGAAAACAAGUCAAGCUACGUCCGCUUCGGUAUCAACAGGUGAUUCUGAAUCCAGCAUUUACAGUGAAAUUUCCUCAUCUGGAGUAGACGCGGAAUUUGCGAAGGCUAUUUUAGAUGCGCAUAAUGAAAAGAGAGAGGCACAUUCAGCUUCUGGUUUAUCCUGGUCAGCAAAUCUUUUUACUUACGCCCAGAAUUAUGCUGAUUCGUAUACUUGCGGGGGCUCUUUGGUCCAUAGCGGGGAUUCUUAUGGAGAGAACUUAGCCUAUGGAUACUCAACUGGUGUGGCUGCUCUUGAAGCUUGGUAUUCUGAGGGCACCGGUUAUGACUACAGCACCUCUACCGUUCUUGACCAUUUCACACAAGUUAUAUGGCAAAGUACCACAGAGUUAGGAUGUGCCUACAAGUCUUGCAGUGGGGGGCUAUACGUAAUUUGCUCGUAUAACCCAGCAGGCAAUUACGUCGGUGAAGGAUUAGAAAAUCUUUCUGCGGACUGAUGUAACUUGGUUGAACGAGUUUUUUUAAGUAAAAAUAGUAAAAUGAAGGUUAGUUUUAAAUAACUUUAGGGAUCUACUGAGAUGAAGGAAACAGGUCAAUCUGCAUUGUAAACCCGG